Molecule: messenger RNA, 2457 nt
Organism: Naegleria fowleri
Lineage: Eukaryota; Heterolobosea; Eutetramitea; Acrasida; Naegleriidae
Exons: 2
Coding region: 1-2457 (818 amino acids)
Biological process (GO): intracellular signal transduction; cyclic nucleotide biosynthetic process
Source: RefSeq, a predicted model, not a curated record
AUGACGCAAAUUCAUCCUAAAAGAUCUUUGGAUUCAGACCCCCAUCAUCAGCAACAACAACACCAAUCGAACCAAUCUAACCCACUAACACAAAACACAAAUCCUUCUCCUCCUUCCAAGUCUAACAAAGCAGGUGAAACGAACAAGAAAUUACAAACCACUCACGAAAAAGGAAAAGCCUCUUCUUCUUCUUCCUCAACCACAACCACAACAACAAAAACAGCAUCUUUCUUAUUAAAAAGGUUUGAGCAAUUGCCCCUCUCGAUCAAGUUAUUCCUCAUCGUUUUGAUUUCCAUGUUCUUUCUCCUACUCUUCUCGGGUGUGAUUUUGUACUAUACCUCCUCGCAUGUUCAAUCCUCAAGUUUCAUGAUCCAACUUUCUCGUUGGAAUGCUCUUCUUAAUGAUUUGAUUCAAUGUACUCAACAAGAGAGAGCUCAUUCCUCGUUCAUUCUGGCCUCCGCUUCUUCUUCUUCUUUGAAUUUCACGACACAAAACAACAACAACGCUACCACCACCACCAUGGACUCUUUCAAUUUAACGACAUUAGAUCCACAUCAUGGUUUACAAGUGGCUCAAUCUGAAACGGAUCAAGUGUUAAAACUCUUACUGGAACAGAAAACAAAUGUGCACAAGUCUCUGCAAGAAACAACAACAGCUAAAACAUCCACUACCACCACAGAACCAUCACAUCCUUUUAGGAUCCUCAUAGACCGUUUGGACAACGAGUUUCUUCAAGAAUUGAAACAACAACGAGAGAAGAUGCUGUCCUCUCUACAACGAUCGAGUAAUGAAAUUAUUGACUUCUUCUCGAAAUGGAAUCGAGAAAUUAUGUUCACGAUGUAUGCUUUGAGUUAUUUCAUUCAAGAUCCAUCCUAUUUAACACUUCACUUGUCCUUUCACACCUUGAUGUAUAUGAAUGAACUUUUAGGACAAGAACAAACGAUUGGAAAUCAAAUUCUUUCCUCUCAAAACAAGACUGAAGACGAUUUACUUUCACUCCGGCAAUGGAUUCAUCAUUUUCAAGCACAACGAUCCCUCCUUGAAAACAACCUUUUAACCAAUGAGAGAAUUUGGAAUGUUUUCGAGAGGGAUGUUUUACAUCAUCCAGUGUUUGCCUCAUGCAUGGACAUGGAAGAACAUUUGAAAAACCACCAAGUUAACCUUUCUCAAUGGACUUUUCAGGAAUGGCACACUAACAUGACACUUCACAUGUCGAAUCUUGAUCAAGUGACAGUUUGGACAAGGACACUCUCAGAAGAAUACCUCUCGACUCUCCAUGGACGAAAUAUUGGUCUUUUAAUUUUAUUCCUGUCAUGGGAAAUGAUUGGAGCGUUCGUGGUCAUUGGUUUUUCUCUCGCAUGUUCACACUCCAUCAUGAAGUCAUGGCAAAAACUUUCAGACCUUGUGCGACAACAAGAACUUUACAAAAGUUUUAUUCCUUCUCAUGUGCUUCUUCAAAUCGAAGCCAAUAAUAAUAAUAACAACAACAAUGACGAAGAAGACAUGGUGGAAGAACAUCGUGUUUCCCAAUCCAAAGAAGAAGUGAAAUCAAGGGCUUCCAACAACACGGAGAGCCAUACUGUUCGAUCCUCAACAGAUGGAAAGCAUCAAAAAUACAAACAAGAUUUGGCAGCUCGUUUUGAACUAUAUCUGGACAGAAAACGAGUGUCCAUGCUUCAAUUGAAAUUCAAGGGAUUGGAUGAAAUUUUAGACUUCAUUUCACCGAAUGAAAUUGUUGAAAUUCUCAAAGAUGUGUUUGAAAAAGUUCAGCAUGCAACCAAAGCAUCACAUGGAGUACUUGAACUUUGGAAAGACGAUAGUGUGACCAUUGUCUUCAAUGCAUCUAAAGAUCAACAUCGUCAUGAGCAACGGGCAAUCAAAACUUGCAUGGAGUUGAAUUUUCGAUUGAGAGAUUUGCAAAAAUCGAAAUGGUUGUCCAAUGUCAAAACUCAAUUUUUAAUUUUAGCUUCCUCUCACUUGGAAUUCAGAUUUGCCAUUCAUUCUCAAGAAUGUCUUUGUGGAAAUAUAGGAUCCUCUGAUUUAAGGUCUUUCAAAAUUUUGGGCUCCAUCUAUGAGAAUCUUUCUCGAUUAAUCUCUUUCGCAGACCAAAUGGAAGUUCGAGUCGUGUGUGAUGAAAAUUUUUCCAAAAUUGCACAAACCAUGUUUCACACGAGAUAUGUGGGAGACACUGAAAUGAUGGAGGAAGGCAAUAUUGCACAAGAAUGUAACAUUUAUGAGAUUGGAGCACCACUGAAUGUUAGUGAAGAUGAGUGGUUAUACGAAUUGGCGAACAAACAAAAGAAUGAUGAAUGGCAGGAUUAUAAUGCCGCUUGCAAAGAAUUCUUUGCUCACAAUUAUGAACAGGCGCUUGUAAAGUUUUUGGAGCACUCUAAAAAGCACAGGAAUGACUUGGCAACAGAAAAUAUGAUCGCGCUAUGUCGAAGAAAUUCCAGAUGA